GAACCUUGAGAAAGGAUGAGGGUGGGGCGCGGGAUCUCCGGGAGCCCCAGAUCCCUGGAGGGAGCGGGCAGUCGCUUAGGUGUGCUAUGCCGCUGCUGUCCCAUGAGCUUGCUGAGAUGGGUGUGCACUCACUCAGCUGGGGUGUGGACCUGGAAGUGCAUAUGCUACGUGUAUCCACAUGCUGUGCAGCGGGUGUCCCGCGCCUGUCUGAAAUGGAGCCAAAAUAUCAAGAUGAGUGGGGAUGUAGCAGAUUCCACGGACACUCGUAGCACCCUCAGCCAGGUGGAGCCAGGAAAUGAUCGGAAUGGCCUAGAUUUCAACAGACAGAUAAAAACAGAGGACCUCAGUGACUCCCUGCAGCAGACCCUAUCCCAUCGACCAUGCCACCUGAGCCAAGGACCUGCCAUGAUGUCCGGAAACCAAAUGUCUGGGGACAUGGCUUCUCUCCAUCCACUCCAACAGCUUGUGCUGGUCCCUGGUCAUCUGCAGUCAGUGUCCCAGUUCCUACUUUCUCAGACCCAAACUGGGCAGCAAGGUCUGCAGCCGAAUCUCCUCCCCUUUCCACAGCAACAAAGCAGCCUCCUCCUCCCACAGACAGGGCCUGGCCUGGCAUCCCAGGCAGUUGGGCGCCCUGGGCUGCCAGGAUCCUCUUUAGAACCCCACCUAGAAGCAUCACAGCAUCUCCCAGCACCUAAACAUCUACCUAGUUCUGGAGGGGCUGAUGAGCCCAGCGACCUGGAGGAGCUGGAGAAGUUUGCCAAGACCUUCAAGCAGAGACGCAUCAAGCUGGGCUUCACACAGGGAGAUGUAGGGUUGGCGAUGGGAAAGCUGUAUGGCAAUGACUUCAGCCAGACCACCAUCUCACGGUUCGAGGCCCUCAACCUGAGCUUUAAGAACAUGUGCAAGCUCAAGCCCCUGUUGGAGAAGUGGCUGAAUGAUGCAGAGUCGUCUCCGUCAGACCCCUCAGUGAGCACACCCAGCUCUUACCCUACCCUCAGUGAAGUGUUUGGCAGGAAGAGGAAGAAACGGACCAGCAUUGAGACCAACAUCCGCCUGACUCUGGAGAAGAGAUUUCAGGAUAACCCCAAACCCAGCUCAGAAGAGAUCUCCAUGAUUGCAGAGCAGCUGUCCAUGGAGAAGGAGGUGGUGAGGGUCUGGUUCUGCAACCGGCGCCAAAAGGAGAAACGAAUCAACUGUCCUGUGCCCACGCCUGUCAAAUCACCCAUCUACAAUUCCCGACUGGUCUCUCCCUCAGGGUCUCUGGGCCCCCUCUCAGUCCCUCCUAUCCAUAGCACCAUGCCUGGAACAGUAACGUCAUCCUGUUCCCCUGGGAACAACAGCAGGCCUUCGUCUCCUGGCUCAGGACUCCACACCAGCAGCCCCACUGCAUCUCAAAAUAACUCCAAAGCAACAAUGAACUCCUCCUCCAGUUUUAACUCCUCAGGAUCUUGGUACCGAUGGAAUCAUCCCACCUACCUCCACUGAGACCAAAAUGUUCCUCCCACUCCACCUGGCCCUGUAUCCCUCACCGAAAGGAAGGAAAAAGGGACUUGUGCCUUCCAUGUAUGGACAUGACUUUCAGAAGAGUGGAAGAAAAGCCCCAUUAUGAGUGAACCCACAAUCUUGACUUCUUCAGGAACAAGAGCCUCUGGAGAGCCAAACUGUGAUUGAACCUUGUGCUGACUCCAUAUGUUCUUGAAAUAUACAAUACACCCCUCCUGGGAGUUCAUCAUUUCUCCUGAGCUGGGAGACAGUCUCCAUACUGUUAUCUUCUAGCUCUAAAUAUUUUAAAUGGCUUCACUCUGGCAAUAGUCUUUCAGAGAAAGGACUUCUUGCCAUUAUUCUCUAACUCACCCAUGGGCUUCUAGGGACAGCAAUUUCCCUGGUGUGCUCUCCAACUCUGGAAUUGAUGUGAGCAAACAGAAAAGCACAGAACAGGGGCAGACCAAAGUGCCCAGAGUACAGAGCAAAGAAUUUCAAACCACUACAAUGGAGAUAAUGGCUUUGACUUUGAACUUAGCUACAGCCUAAACUGAUCUCAAAAAUCUGCAGAAAGAUUUGAAUCGGAUAUCUCCUCCAAAGCCAUGGUGAUUUCUUCAUUCAGCAGAAUUUUCCCACUGAAUCUCCUCUUACUCCCAUACUCUUUUUAAUCUUCCCUCUUUCCUAAAACCAAAUCCAUUCUUCUUCCAUCCUUCCACUCUGCUUCCAUCUUUACAGGUGGCUGAGCCAGCUCUGUACUCUGGGCACUUUGGUCUGCCCCUGUUCUGUGCUUUUCUGUUUGCUCACAUCAAUUCCAGAGUUGGAGAGCACUUGCUCUUUCUCUUUUUCCCUGUGUUUUUCCUUCUUCCAUCCUCUGUUUCUCCUGGCUGCAGAAAAGGAAGAACCCAUGAGCAAAUAUACAGCAAUGAUGCUGGUGACAUACUUGUACAUAGCCCUUUCCUUGUUUUACAUUAUGUUCUUUUCUUCUUAAUAUGGAAUUUUCCAGAGAAAUGUUUAACUCAGGUGUGAAUUUCAAAGACAUCUUUGUAAUAAUAUUUUAUCUUCUUAAAAAAAAAAAGGAAAAACUAACAAAGUACGAAAUAUUUAGAGAGUUUCCCAUGUGGAUUGGGACUCCUUGCUGAUUUUUUUGGGAAGAUUAUCUUUAGAGUCUCUUUCUUUAUGGGCCAGUGUAUAGAGCUGUAACACGAAGCCACCCAGAAAUGGUAAUUUUUUUAAAAGAUUCCAUAUACAGGAAAAUGUUGAGACUCAAAGAAAUGUCUCUGUUUCAAAAUAAAUUUGUAUAAUGAUGUACAAACUAU
This is a messenger RNA of Chinchilla lanigera (long-tailed chinchilla), 2798 nucleotides long. RefSeq names its product POU class 2 homeobox 3 (gene Pou2f3). The record is from RefSeq and is a predicted model, not a curated record. Gene Ontology annotation, molecular function: RNA polymerase II cis-regulatory region sequence-specific DNA binding; DNA-binding transcription factor activity, RNA polymerase II-specific. Gene Ontology annotation, cellular component: nucleus. NCBI's taxonomy places the organism in Eukaryota, Metazoa, Chordata, Mammalia, Rodentia, Chinchillidae. The transcript has 13 exons. Gene Ontology annotation, biological process: regulation of transcription by RNA polymerase II. The coding region runs from base 16 to 1485 and encodes 489 amino acids.